AUGAUCACAGUAAAGCAGGAAAUUGAGGAGACCGAUUUAUCGCCAGUAGACCCUUUGGAGAAUCAUGAGCCGUACAAGCUUUGCAACGGAAACAGCACAACAGCGCUUUCGGACUGCGUUAAGAUUCCACAACGAAAUAUAGAAGCAGAACCAUCGCAGAUAGUUGAACCUGAUCGGGACUUGCCCAUUCUGUUACCGUUCACUGAUGCUGACAUUUCUGAGGCGGAAUUGCAGAGAUUCAAGAGCGAGACAGCGCAUAUCUCUAUUGAGACGUCGCUGGAGAUGCUGGCGUUCUACGAGUUUGACGUUGAUAAAGUCAUCAAAUUAUGUCGAACGCGUAAUCACGCAAAACUAUUUCUUCGAGAAUCGGACAGAAAAUAUCGCCUUGCUUGCGUCGAACACGUCGUGUUCAUGAAUAAUCUUAGAAACGAGGCGACAACAUCCGCAGCAGUGGAGAAAAAAGUAGAGAUACCAAUUAAAGCAAUGCGCCAAGAAGAUCAAUCUUUCGCGCCAAGACGAUCAAUGCGAAUCAAAAAAGAAGUCAUAGAGGUCGAAGAGAAGCCAAAAGUACCGAAGAGAUCAGAAAGAAUUCAGAAAAAGGCAGCGCUAAAGAAAGAGCUCGCGGAGAGGAAGGCAGCAGAAGCCAAACAAAUAGCUGAUGACAAAAAGAAAAUUGUUGCAAAUAAAAGAAAAACUGCAGAAGUUAAUCAGAAACAAGUCGCUGAAGGCAAAAUGAAGAAUGCCGACAAGAAGAAGAGUCUGACAAAAUCUCCUGCAAAGAAAAAGUCCGAGGACAGAACGAAAAAAGUAGAGCAAACUAAAAUCAAACAACACAAUGUGAUCUUGAUACUCACCGAUGAUCAAGAUAUCGAGCUCGGAUCAAUGAACUUCAUGCCGAAGACUUUGAAAAUAAUGAAAGACAAAGGAGUGGAAUUUGUGUCUGGAUAUGUGACAACACCAAUUUGUUGUCCCAGUCGCUCCUCAAUACUAACGGGAUUAUACGUUCACAACCAUCAUGUUCAUACUAAUAAUCAAAACUGUACUGGACCAGAAUGGAAAAAAGUUCAUGAGAAGAAGUCCAUUGGCGUUUACUUACAAGAUGCCGGCUAUCGAACAGCUUAUAUUGGAAAAUACUUAAAUGAAUAUGACGGGUCUUAUAUACCACCUGGAUGGGAUGAAUGGCAUGCAAUUGUAAAAAAUAGUAAAUUUUAUAACUACACAAUGAAUGCGAAUGGUAAAAAACAACGAUUCGGGAACAAUUAUUCGAAGGAUUAUUUCACGGAUUUGGUCACAAAUCGAUCUCUUCAGUUUGUAGAAAACCACAUCAAAACAAAAUCAUGGCAACCGUUUGCGCUCAUCAUCAGUUAUCCAGCGCCACAUGGCCCAGAAGAUCCUGCUCCACAAUAUUCACAUUUAUUUGAAAAUGAGCUCAGUCAUAGAACACUUAGCUGGAAUUUUGCACCAAAUUAUGAUAAACAGUGGCUGCUUCAAAACACUGGAAAAAUGAAGGACAUUCACAUUACAUUCACUGACAUGCUACAUCGUAGGAGAUUGCAGACACUUCAAAGCGUUGAUGAUGGUGUUUCGAAGUUGUUCAAUUUACUUCGCGACCUCAAUCAAUUAUGGAACACAUUCGCGAUUUACACGUCGGAUCAUGGCUAUCAUUUGGGACAGUUUGGAUUAGUCAAAGGAAAGAAUAUGCCUUACGAGUUUGAUAUUCGAGUUCCGUUUUUCAUGAGAGGUCCCGGAAUACCACGAAAUACCUUAAUUCAUGAAAUUGUCUCAAACAUCGAUAUUGCGCCUACUUUGCUGGAUAUAGCAGGUCUGGGUAAGCCAGCGCGAAUGAACGGCAGAAGCUUACUUGAGUUGUUCAUAUUGAAGAAGAAUAACAAAAAAGCGAAAAAGCUGAAGCCAUGGAGAGAUACGAUUUUAAUUGAAAGAGGAAAAAUGCCAAAGCUGAAGAAAAUUCGAGAGCGUUGGAUGAAACAAAAAGUUAAAUACAACAAGGAGAAUCGAAUUUCCAAGGAAUGCAAACGCCGUAAAUGGCAACGCGACUGUGUUGAUGGACAGUUCUGGAAAUGUCAUUUUACCGAUGAAGGCCGCUGGAGAAUCUACAAAUGUCGCGAUAAUUGGAGCUUUAACUGCCCGUGUAGAGUGAAACGAGAUGUACUUGAAGUUCUUGAUGAAAAAGACGAGUUUCUAGAGCACAUUGGUGCCCUUGAAGAGGUUUACAAUAAUACAUCUCUUGACACUAUAAGGGAAAAGCGAGACAUUUAUCAGAGCUGCAAAUGCUUGAAGAACAUGACCCAUCCAAUAAAAUUGUUUGAAAUGAAAAAUCUGAAAAAGCUGGAAUAUUCGAAAGAAAAGAAGACGAUGAAGGUAACCCAGAGUGAAAAAACGCAGAAUUGCUCACAACCUCAAAUGAAUUGCUUUGUGCAUUCAUCGUCCCAUUGGCGAACACCGCCACUAUGGCCAGAAGCUCUUGGAGAAUUCUGUUUUUGUCAGAAUUGCAACAAUAAUACAUAUUGGUGUCUGCGAACCAAAAAUGAGACCCACAAUUUUCUUUACUGCGAGUUUGUCACAGAAUUCAUUAGCUUUUACGAUUUCAACACAGACCCGUACCAGUUGAUCAACCAAGUCUAUUCUUUGGAGAUUGGGAUAUUGGAGCAGCUCAGCGAUCAGUUGAAGCAGCUAAGGAAGUGCAAAAACAAGCAGUGUGAGAUAUGGAGCUCGUCGAGAAUGCCUAAAAAUGCUGGCGUAUUUCCAAAUAAUUCGCCAAUGCAUAUUCCAACAUGA
Messenger RNA from Caenorhabditis bovis, 2796 nucleotides. NCBI's taxonomy places the organism in Eukaryota, Metazoa, Nematoda, Chromadorea, Rhabditida, Rhabditidae. The record is from the annotation of a GenBank genome assembly.